Messenger RNA from Ilex paraguariensis (yerba mate), 705 nucleotides. The record is from the annotation of a GenBank genome assembly. Lineage: Eukaryota; Viridiplantae; Streptophyta; Magnoliopsida; Aquifoliales; Aquifoliaceae.
AUGGAUCAGAAAGACCACGAUCUUGAUGUACUACACUUGCCGAUGAACUGUUUUGUUGAACAUCUCCUCCUUGAAAAAAUUGAGGACGAACCAAUGAUCAGCCAUUGGAGCCAUGAGCAUCAGCUAACACUUUUCAAAGUGCAAAAUGACAAUGAGACAAACAAUGAUAACACAAUAUUAUGUGAUAGCUGUGUACAACCGAUUUCACAUCCAUUUUAUUGUUGUACACAAUGCGUUUAUUUUCUCCACUUAAAUUGUGCCAACUUACCACCAGAGAUACAACACCCACUUCACCAACACCCGAUUCAGCUCUCAAACUUUAGUGAAUUCUAUCGGCCCACCGGUUGCGAAGCUUGCGAGUCAUACAACAACGGUUUCUUCUACAAGUGUGACACGUGUAAAUCCUUCGCCAUUGAUGUUAAAUGUGCUCUCCUGCCCGCCUCUAUUGUACAUGAAGCUCACAAGCACUCCCUAUGUCAGAGAAACAAUACAAGGGUGUCUAUGGAUAUUGCAGUGCAUGUGGAUUCUAUUUUUAUAAUCACGGGUUCGGAUGUAAGGAUUGCAAUUUCCGUCUAUGCGGUAAUUGUGUUCUACUCCCUAAAACCGUCGAGCAUAGAUGGGAUAGACAUUCCCUCAUCCUUACCUAUCCUCCUAUCUUUGAUCAUCCCCAAGAUUUCUAUUGUGAAAUUUGCGAGGAAGAAAUAA